AUGAUUUGGGAUGCAAACUUCUUCAGUUGUCGUUUGUGGAGGAGCUUUCGCUUCUUUUGCUCCUCCACUUUGGGUCUGAAAAGAUCUCAGUCCAUCCCUACUCAAUCACUAGAACUUGGAAACCUUCUCCUUGCAGCCCAUAUCACCAAAAGUUUGCAUCAAUCUGGGACGCAGAAGCUUGAUGCUAACUCCAUAACUCUCUCUGAGAGUCUUAUCUUGCAUGUCCUUAGAAAGACCUCCAUUGAUCCUUUCAAAAAGAUUGAUUUUUUUAAGUGGUGCUCUGACAGGCAUGGUUUUAGACACUCUGCACAAAUUUAUUCCCAGAUUUUCCGUGUACUUUGUCGUUCUAAGAGUUGUUUUUACCUUAAUGAUCAUGUGGCAAAUGAUUUAUUUAGUGCAAUGAAGCAAGACGGUGUUCUUGUUGAUUCAGCCACCUUUAGGCUUCUGCUUGAUGCUUUUAUCCAUUCUGGUCAGAUUGAUUCUGCUCUUGGUGUUCUUGACCAGAUGGAAGAUUUAGGAGCUACCUUGAACCCGCAGAUGUAUAAUUCUGUUGUUAUUGCUUUGGUUCGAAAAAACCAGCUCCGUUUAGCUUUGACUAUGUUUAACAGGCUACUAGAAACGUCCAGCGGUUGUGGAGCUCCUGAUCUCUGUGAGCCUGUUGCCUGUAAUGAAUUGCUUGUUUCUCUUCGAAGAGCUGAAAUGAAGGAAGAGUUCAAGAAAGUAUUUUCCAGUUUAAGGGAUUAUAAAAUUGCUUUGAACACGUGGGGUUAUAAUAUAUGUAUUCAUUCAUUUGGGUGUUGGGGCGACCUUGAGACUUCACUCCGUCUUUUUAGGGAGAUGAAGGAAUCAAGUGAUGGUACUUGUGAUGGUCCAGAUUUGUGUACGUAUAACAGCCUCAUCCAUGUACUUUGCUUGGUUGGCAAGGUGAAGGAUGCACUAAUAAUUUGGGAAGAGCUAAAAUAUUCAGGUCAUGAGCCUGAUGCUUUCACCUAUCGUAUCCUAAUCCAGGGCUGCGCUAAAUCAUAUCGGAUUGAAGAUGCUACUAAGAUUUUUAAUGAAAUGUUGUGCAGUGGGUUUCAACUAGAUACUGUUGUUUACAACUCUCUCCUAGAUGGUUUUCUCAAGGCUAGAAAGCUCAAUGAAGCCUGUCAACUUUUUGAGAAGAUGACCCAAGAAGGGGUGAGAGCAACUUGUUGGACAUAUAAUAUUUUGAUUGACGGGCUGAUUAAAAAUGGAAGGGCUAUAGCUGGCUGCACACUUUUCUGGGAUUUAAAAAAGAAAGGGCAGUUUGUUGAUGGCAUUACUUAUAGCAUCAUCAUUUUGUAUCUUUGUAGGGAGGGCCAAAUGGAAGAAGCCUUGCAUCUGGUGGAAGAAAUGGAAGGCAGAGGUUUUGUUGUUGAUUUGGUGACUAUAACUUCACUCUUAAUUGGACUUUAUAAGCAAGGUCAAUGGGAUGCAACAGAACGAUUGAUGAGGCACAUAAGAGAUGGUAAUUUAAUACAUAAUGUUCUAAGGUGGAAAGCUAAUAUGGAAACAUCAAUGAAACAUCAGCAGAAGAAAAGAGAGGAUUGCACCCCUAUUUUCCCAGCUGAAGGAAAUUUUAGUGAAAUUGUAGAUUUGCUCUCAGUUGAAGGUAAAGCAGAUAGCGACAUAGGAUCAAGUGAUGAUGAAUAUUCAGAUUGGGAGUCGGGCCGUGCCAAUGUGGAUGAUGAGUGGUCAUCAUCCCCUUACAUGGAUCAAUUGGCGAAAGAAGUCAAAUUUGAUGGCCAAUUUUUCAAAUGGUUCUCCUUGUCAAAGGGUCGACGAGUUCAAGCAAAAGGGAUGAAGUCUUUUGAUAUUGACAUGAUUAAUACAUACUUGUCCAUCUUUUUAGCAAAGGGCAAGUUGAGCAUAGCUUGCAAACUAUUUGAGAUAUUUACUGAUAUGGGUGCUGAUGCUGUGAGUUAUACAUACAACUCCAUAAUGAGUUCAUUUGUGAAGAAGGGUUAUUUUGAUCAAACAUGGGGAAUCCUCCAUGAAAUGGGUGAGAACCUUUGUCCAGCUGAUGUAGCAACAUAUAACAUUAUCAUUCAAAGUUUGGGAAAGAUGGGAAGAGCAGAUCUGGCUAGCUCCAUUCUGAAUAAGCUUGUCAACGAGGGUGGGUAUCUUGAUAUUGUUAUGUACAAUACUCUCAUGAAUUCUCUUGGGAAGGCAGGUAGAGUUGAUGAAGCCUUGAAGCUCUUUGAGCAAAUGAGGAAAAGUGGUAUAAACCCCGAUAUUGUCACAUUUAAUACACUAAUUGAAAUUCAUACAAAGGGGGGCAGGCUAAAGGAUGCGCACAGAUUCCUAAGGAUGAUGCUAGAUGCUGGCUGUUUACCAAAUCAUGUGACUGACACAAUACUGGAUAAGCUCGGGAAGGAGAUGGAGGAGGAGAAGUUUCGGCAUAAGAAAGCACCGAGCAGUUGCGUUGAUUAGGAUGAUUUUUCUCCACUGGCAGUUGUGAUACCGGUUUCUUGUUUGCAUUGUUUGCUUCCUGAGACCAGGAAACCUAACAGAUCAAUGUCAAAUAAGCUUUGGGGCGGAGGGAGUAAAAGGAAGGGGAAAAAAAUGGUUGCAACAUCUUAUAACAAGUUUAAACGGGGUGCAAUCAUAUGCUGCUUGAGCCCUGAAGUCAAAUGAGACUUUCCUCGAGUUACUGAGAUUCUCCAUAGGUGUCUAUAAAGGGUAUUCUGAGCACGACUUGUUCGUGCUCGGGGCCAUUAAUGUCGUAUUGAGUAUCAUCUUAUAUUUCUCAUCGUUGAAUGACAUUAGAGGACCUCUUUCCGUCUUCAAUGAUAUGUUCAGCUGGAUGUUGGAAAGCCAAUUGCCUCAAUUUCUUGGCGGUACGUGUGAUUGUGCAGAUCAAGGAGGUUGUCUGAGGUCUGACAAGGGGCCAUGGAAAGAUCCUGAAAUCUUAAAGAUGAUUCAAUCUGGUGAAGCCGAAGUAGCCAUAUCAAACAGCGAAGGGAGGGUUAUUGCUUAUAACAAGAUG
This is a messenger RNA of Beta vulgaris subsp. vulgaris (sugar beet), 3010 nucleotides long. Its product is annotated as pentatricopeptide repeat-containing protein At4g01570-like. Gene Ontology annotation, molecular function: protein binding. Lineage: Eukaryota; Viridiplantae; Streptophyta; Magnoliopsida; Caryophyllales; Amaranthaceae. The record is from RefSeq and is a predicted model, not a curated record.